CGGAGCCCCGCCUCGGCCGCGGCGCGGGGAGCCUCGGUUAGGAUUUGACUAUGGCAGUGCAGUUCCUGCGGAAGGCAUCUGUGUGGUUAAAGAAGCGCAAGAUCACUUUGUUGGCCGUUUCUUGCAUGGGACUGUUUGGCACUAACCUUUCCUAUCAUCUGUUUCCUGAGCAGACAUUCAAACGGUUGCAUGAGUGCUGGUCAGAGGGGCAGCCAGCUGAGCUUUCACAGAAGCUCUGUGGUGUCUUUCAGGAUGUCCUUCAAGAUACUGAUGUGAAAUCCACUGACUCCUAUCGAGCCUUUGCAGCUUCUGGCUUUCACCCUGUGAGCGCUGGAAUCCCCUGGCUGCCUGCAGGCUCUCUGGUGGGCAUCCCGCCUAAUUUUGAUAGCACAGCUGAGGAUAAAAAAGGAAUAGUCAACCAUGUUGUUGUGAUCAAUGGCAAGGAAGUAGACUGGGAGAGCAAUGAAGGUGUUGCUUUGAAAGAAGCUCUGACAUUUUCACUUGAAGCUCAGAAGUUUGCCAUUGCCAGAGAAGUUGCGUAUUUGCAGAACAGCAGCCCUUUAGCAAGUGCAGUUGUGGCUCCAACUUGCUUAGCUGGUACAUUUCUCUGUGGGAGAGGUAUAAAGGUACUUCUGGGGUUAUCUCCUGGCCCGAUGAUACUUCGCAGCAUCUGUAACCUCAUAACUGCUGCUGGUGGACUAAUGUGCUAUUAUGUUUCUUACGAUGCUAUGACCUAUCAUCUAGACUGCAAGGCUGACAGAAAGGCAGCUACUGUUUCCAAAGACUACGCCAGAGGUGGGGUUGAAUUUUAUGAUAAAAUCUUGUCCCGCAACAGGAUUCUUCGUGGUCUGAUGGGCAAACAAGGGAUGAAAAUGUAUGCCCCGAGUGGUAACCUUUUCCCAAGGCACUGGUUCAGAAUAAAGUAUACCCCAUACACUUACCGAAGAGAUUUGAUUAUUAAUAUUUUAAGAGAGCUCCAGGCAUAGGAAGGGAGUGCUUGAAUUUUAAA
This is a messenger RNA of Gavia stellata (red-throated loon), 1009 nucleotides long. It is a transcript of the gene TMEM177, whose product is annotated as transmembrane protein 177. The transcript is spliced from 2 exons. Bases 51 to 986 code for a protein of 311 amino acids. The record is from RefSeq and is a predicted model, not a curated record. Lineage: Eukaryota; Metazoa; Chordata; Aves; Gaviiformes; Gaviidae.